GCUGUGGCCGCGGGGCCGGGCGCAUGAGGCACUGAUAGCGCUGGCGGCCGCGCAGCGCUCGGUGGCGUUCGGCUCCCGACGGGACAGCGGGGAGUCAUGUCGUGGCCUCGUCUGCCUGGGGACAGUGCUGUUGCAGAUAUGCAUGAGGAGAAUAAAGCUGCAGCAAAUGGAUGUGGCAAAAUCCAAAGGGGUGCUCAAAAUGGGGCUGCUUUACUUGCCCUGAUGGAGAAGACUGGAUACAGCAUGGUUCAGCAAAAUGGGCAAAGAAAAUUUGGUGGUCCUCCACCAGGUUGGGAAGGUCCUCCACCACCUCGUGGAUGUGAAGUUUUUGUGGGUAAGAUUCCUCGUGAUAUGUAUGAAGAUGAACUAGUUCCUGUUUUCGAGAGGGCUGGGAAGAUCUAUGAGCUCAGACUGAUGAUGGAAUUCAGUGGUGAGAACCGAGGCUAUGCUUUCGUGAUGUACACCACUAAAGAGGAAGCCCAGCUGGCCAUCAAGAUUCUUAAUAAUUAUGAAAUACGUCCAGGGAAGUUUAUUGGUGUCUGCGUAAGCUUGGACAACUGCAGACUGUUUAUUGGAGCAAUUCCUAAAGAUAAGAAGAAAGAAGAAAUACUGAAUGAAAUGAAAAAAGUUACAGAAGGAGUGGUAGAUGUCAUUGUUUAUCCAAAUGCCACUGACAAAACUAAGAAUCGUGGCUUUGCCUUUGUAGAAUAUGAAUCUCACAGAGCAGCUGCAAUGGCUAGAAGACGACUUAUCCCAGGAACAUUCCAGCCCUGGGGUCAUACUAUUCAAGUGGACUGGGCAGAUCCUGAGAAAGUAGUUGAUGAAGAAACUAUGCAGAGAGUUAAAGUAUUGUAUGUGAGAAAUUUAAUGAUAUCUACUACAGAGGACAAAAUUAAAGCUGAAUUCAACAAGUUCAAACCAGGAGUAGUUGAACGUGUAAAGAAGUUGAGAGACUAUGCUUUUGUUCAUUUUUUCCACCGUGAAGAUGCAGUUGCUGCUAUGUCCGUAAUGAACGGAAAGUGCAUUGAUGGAGCCAGUAUUGAGGUAACACUGGCAAAGCCUGUUAACAAAGAAAGCUCUUGGAAGCAACAUUUUAAUGGUCAGAUUAGUCCCAGUUCUGAAAAUCUCUUAGGGUUUCCUAACAAAGAAGAUGGUAGUCAAAAAUCCUUGGGGAAACCAGCAAGUCUUUCAAUUCGUCUUAAUGGUCAGCACAGUCCAGCCCCCCCUGAAGUUGAAAGAAGUACAUACCCACUUUUUCCAGGAAUAAAGCUUACUCCAAUUAGCAUGUAUUCUUUAAAGCUGAAUCACUUCAGUUCUGCAGUAAUGCAUCUGGAUUAUUUUUGCCAUAAAAAUAGCUGGGCACCACCAGAAUAUUGCUUGUAUUCAACCACAAGUCAGGAUGGGAAAAUACUCUUGGUGUACAAGGUGCUUAUUUCUAGUAUUGCAGAUGAUUCCCAGACUUAUUUCAUGCCAGAAAAACUCUGUACAACGGUAGAAGAUGCAAAGGAAUUGGCAGCACAGUUCACACUUUUACAUCUAGGCAGAAGAAAAUGUGAAAUUGCACCGAUACGCUCUGAAUUGUUGGAGAACUCCCACGUCCCUUUCUUUACCCCUGAGCAAGCAUAUAUAACAUUGCUGUCCCUGAAUGCAGCAUGGUGGGAUAGUAAAGUCAACUGCACACCCUACUUGGUUUGAAUUUCCCUGAAGAGGAGAAGUUUGAAAUUUAUUGCUUUGGAUCUUGUUGUGAAAGGAAAGAGACCACCCCACUGAUACAUAAUUACUGGAAAUUCACAUUCCAUGUUUAUUGAUGAAUAAUUCUUCAAAGCGUGUGUAUUAAGCAUUUCAAUUUAAAGAUUAGUGAAAUUGAAUGUUAAAUUGUUUCGGUUAGUUUGAUUAAAUUUGUUUUAAAAGACAAUUUGUUUAAAAGAUUUUUCUUACCUGCAAUGGUCUAUACAGCAGUAAUUUAUAUUUAGUGUUGAAACAAUUUGCCACAAUUCCUACUCUUGUAUUUUCACACAGAAUUUUAACAGCUUCUGUUGUAUGUCAUAAAUCUUAAAAGUAAAAAAAAAAAAUCCCACCAACAAAACAAUAAACACCAUUCUGGCACCCUUGCUUUUUCAUACAUAGACAUGCAUAAAAUGAACUUAAAUACCAUCCUCAAAUUUGUUUCCAUUAACUUGAUGCAAAAUUUUAUAGGAAGAACAUGUCCAAUGAAAUCUUUACUUCUGAUACAGCAGUACACUAAUGGAAAACUUGUAUUUUGAAGGACUUUACAUCAGUGCACCAUCAGGCUACAUUGCUGUAGUCAUAACACUGAGGUUCAGUACCUUAGUUAAUUCUUGGAGACAAAAACAGGCAAAGAAAAAAUAAAUCUUGAUACAGAUUAUAUGUAUUAUUAUGUAGAGCUCACUAGGUUGUAUUUCCUCGUUAGCACCUCUCUGCUGGGACACGUGUGCUUUCAUAUUCAUAGAGGCCUUACUUUUAUCCAGGCUCUCCCUUGAAACCAGCACUUGUGUUUGCCUGUGGUAGCCAUGUGGAACAGCAGCUUGCUCACUUUGCAAUCAGGCCAUGUUCCUCUUAGAAAAACAUUGUUUAGCAUUAAACUGAAAAUAGUUUUUGAUUUUUAAAAUCAGAUAUAUGUAAUUCAUUUUGAGUGAGCCAUCUUUAUAUUUAUUGUGACUAUUUGGCAUUUCUCAGUCAAGUGCUUUAUUUAUUCAAUGACAAAACAAUAACAACCUUUUUUUAACCUUUUUAACGAUAUGAAACUAAUACUGUAGGCCAUUCUGAUUUUUGGAAUUUUAGACAGUUUCAGUUCAUUGACAAGGAAUGAUCCAGGUGGUUAAAAUAUCUAAAGGCCUCACCUAUGCAAAUACUGUUUGUAAGCUGUUGUAUCUGGAAAUUGUUUGUCAGAAAGGAGUAUUAUGUAGACAGAAAACAAUGCAAUGGAUAGAUUUAAAGUUGAAUAAUUUUUAUUAAA
Messenger RNA from Cyanistes caeruleus (blue tit), 2977 nucleotides. It is a transcript of the gene RBM46, whose product is annotated as RNA binding motif protein 46. Lineage: Eukaryota; Metazoa; Chordata; Aves; Passeriformes; Paridae. Gene Ontology annotation, molecular function: RNA binding. The record is from RefSeq and is a predicted model, not a curated record.